Molecule: messenger RNA, 729 nt
Organism: Aspergillus candidus
Lineage: Eukaryota; Fungi; Ascomycota; Eurotiomycetes; Eurotiales; Aspergillaceae
Exons: 1
Coding region: 63-386 (107 amino acids)
Source: RefSeq, a predicted model, not a curated record
CUUCAAUCAUUUCACUCCUGACCCAAUUAAUUAGAAAGAAAAAAAAAGGAGAGAAAAUCACCAUGUUCCCGACACAAAUCCUCUCCCAAGCCGCCCGCGUCACGCUCUUUACCCGUGUCGGCUGCGGCCUCUGCGACACCGCCAAACACACCGUGACGCAGCUGCACAAGCGUCGCCCAUUCGCCUACUCCGAGUGCGACAUCGGGCUGCCUGAGAACAAGCCCUGGAAGGACGUCUAUGACUUUGACGUGCCGGUGCUGCAUGUACAGUUUCCCAAGGGCGAGAACACGUCGGAACUCUCGGAUCCGAAGAAGCUCUUUCAUCGGUGGACGGAGCAGGAGGUUGAGCAGUUGGUUGAUGAGGCUGAGAAGGCGUCUUCGUCGUAGGGUCUCUUGAUUCUCUGUGUUGUAAUCGAAGAUACCACGACCUCGCUGGGCAGUCGGGGUCACGUGCGGUGCCCGGACGGUGUGCAAAGCAGCUGGGUUGUAUGAGCCAUCUCCAGAUAUUGGGGGUAUGGACGACUCUUGCGGCGAUAAAUCCCCCCGGCUGGCUCGAUCAAUUGCCGCUAGGGGCUAGCUUAUAGCUGGUGCUUUCUUUGCCCGUUUAUGACGCUUGCGUGUCGCCCUCGGAAACCUACGCCCAUAUGGUUGGAUCUUACAGCAAGGCCCCUGCAAGAGGCUGUUAUCGACGAAUCAACAGAAUUGCCCAAUGAUAAUAAAUUAAAUGUAA